AUGGACGGAGUCACUCCCUCAGAGUCUGAGUGGUUGGCUCAAGUCGCCGCCAUGCGACAAGCUAUUGCCGAGCUGAAACUUCCCAACCAUCCAACCAACGGCAAGCCCAGCUAUGGCAGCGAUUUGGAUUUGGACCUUGACGAGGACUAUUCAUCCCCUUCGACAGCUAACGAUAUCUGGGACCUCAUCAGCUCCGACGAUGAGACAAGCGACGACCUAGACGAUAUCAACGGUGUCUCCCUCUAUCCUACGACGCCGUCGACCUACGAUCAGACGUGGCUGGCAGAUAAGUGUCAAGAUAUAGUGAUUCGAAAGCCUGGGAUGGAUGCCACUGAACUAGCACAGCAGAUUACUGCAACGCUAGCUGCUGACAGUGGCGAUGAUGAGCUACAGAUGUCUCUCGCGGAGAUUGUGGGGUUUGAUGACCUGGACCUAGUAAUCGAUCUGAUUGCGCAUCGGGCUGAGAUCCUGAUGAAUGAAGGAACUGGCAAAACUCAGGCACAAACGGAUGGACUUAUGGCUGAAAAGCUCGAAACUCGCGCUGAACGGGAGCGAACCCUGCGGCAGCAGGACUAUGAGCACAAACAUGCGGCCUUGCUACCGGCUCAAACCAGAAGUGAGCCAAAAUACCCACAUGUUUUUAAAACACACGACUCAAGGAACCUUCUUGCGUUUGGUGGGAAGAAGUAUGGCUUGCCUUCAGGUAGUAGGCAAAUCGAAGAGCAGAGAUACACUGAAUUCGAGAUCCCUGCAUCGAGAGUGGGUACUCUCGCGGCUGACCGAAAGCUGGUUGAGAUUUCGUCUUUGGAUGGCCUUUGUCGAGGUACAUUCAGAGGCUAUAAAACACUCAACCGAAUGCAGAGUUUACUUUAUGAAGUUGCCUACAAAACAAAUGAGAACAUGUUGAUUUGCGCUCCAACCGGUGCUGGUAAAACAGACGCGGCAAUGCUCACUAUUCUAUGCGCUAUCGGCAAGAAUACCAUUCCCAAUCCGCUUGAGGAACCCGAUGCCACUGAGUUCACCGUUCAGGUUGAUGACUUCAAGAUUGUCUACGUCGCACCGAUGAAAGCUCUGGCGGCCGAAGUAACUGAAAAGCUAGGGAAGCGGCUUGCUUGGUUGGGAAUUAAGGUCCGGGAAUUGACGGGCGACAUGCAGCUGACGAAGCGAGAGAUUGUGGAAACCCAGAUCAUCGUUACCACCCCUGAAAAAUGGGAUGUAGUAACACGGAAGAGUACCGGAGACACCGAACUUGUCCAGAAGGUGCGACUUCUGAUUAUUGACGAAGUCCAUAUGCUCCAUGAUGAGCGUGGCGCGGUCAUUGAGUCUCUAGUAGCAAGGACACAGCGCCAAGUCGAGAGUACACAAUCACUCAUCCGAAUUGUCGGUCUUUCGGCAACGUUGCCGAACUAUACCGAUGUGGCUGAUUUUCUCAAAGUGAAUAAAAUGGCCGGAUUGUUCUUCUUCGACAGCUCUUUCCGGCCGGUUCCCCUUGAACAACAUUUCGUUGGAGUCAAGGGGAAGCCAGGUUCCAAGCAAUCACGUGAAAACCUUGACAUUGUCGCCUUUGAGAAGGUCAGAGAUAUGCUCAGGCAAGGUCACCAAGUUAUGGUCUUUGUUCAUUCUCGAAAGGAUACUGUUUUGACCGCCCGGAUGCUGCAUCAGAUGGCUGCUGAUGAUGCCUGCGAGAAUCUCUUCAGUUGCCACGAGCAUGAAGAUUACUCGGCGGCUGUUCGGGAUAUGAAACAUGCCCGUGCUCGCGAGCUGCGAGACUUGUUCGUCAAUGGCCUAGGGAUUCAUCAUGCUGGGUUGACACGAAGCGAUAGGAACUUAAUGGAACGACUAUUUUCACAGGGCCUGAUCAAGGUUCUCUGCUGUACGGCAACUCUUGCUUGGGGUGUUAACCUUCCAGCCGCAGCGGUUGUCAUCAAAGGAACCCAAAUUUAUAACCCACAAGAAGGUAAAUUUGUCGAUCUGGGUAUCCUUGAUGUUUUACAGAUUUUCGGUCGUGCGGGCCGUCCUCAAUUUCAAGAUACCGGUAUUGGCUUCAUUUGUACCACCCACGACAAACUUCAGCAUUACGUCUCUGCUGUUACUGCUCAGCAACCAAUUGAGUCCCGUUUCUCCAGCAAACUGGUCGAUAACUUGAAUGCAGAGAUUUCUCUUGGUACGGUUACUUCUGUAUCCGAAGCAGUACAAUGGCUGGGAUAUUCUUACCUUUUCGUGCGCAUGAAGCGGGAGCCUCGGCACUAUGGAAUCGAAUGGGCAGAAAUACGCGACGACCCAAUGCUAGUCUUAAGGCGUCGCCAGCUAAUAAUUCAGGCUGCACACGUACUACAGAAGAGCCAGAUGAUCAUUUUCAAUGAAAGAACUGAGGAACUGCGUGCAAAGGAUGUCGGCCGGAUUGCGAGUCAAUACUACGUUUUGCAGACGAGCAUUGAGAUUUUCAAUGAGUUAAUGCGUCCUCGGUCGAGCGAAGCAGAUGUGCUGAGAAUGAUCAGCAUGAGCGGUGAAUUCGACAAUAUUCAGUCGAGGGAGAACGAGUCAAGAGAACUGACAAGGCUUCAAGAGGAAGCUGUUCAGACAGAGGUGGAAGGAGGGAAUGAUUCCCCUCAUGUUAAAACCAACAUCUUGUUGCAAUCUUACAUCUCCCGGGCGAAGAUCGAAGAUUUCGCCUUGGUCUCUGAUUCUUUAUAUGUCGCACAAAAUUCGGCUCGUAUUUGCCGCGCACUCUUCAUGAUUGCAUUGAAUCGUCGAUGGGGCUAUCAAUGCCAAGUUCUCUUGUCACUCUGCAAAUCAAUCGAGAAGCAGAUUUGGCCUUUUGACCAUCCAUUCCACCAAUUUGAUCUUCCCCAGCCCAUUCUCAGGAACUUGGACGAGAAACUGCCAACUUCUUCGGUCGAUUCUAUGAGAGAUAUGGAACCUGCAGAGAUAGGACAGCUUGUGCAUAAUCACCGCAUGGGAAAGACAUUAUCCAAGUUGCUAGACAAUUUUCCUACUCUGAGCGUCGAGGCUGAGAUUGCACCUUUGAAUCGAGAUGUCCUGCGUAUCUGUCUACGCAUCUAUCCGGAAUUCAGCUGGAAUGAUAGACACCAUGGCACAUCGGAAUCAUUCUGGAUCUGGGUUGAAAAUUCAGAGACCUCCGAGAUCUAUCAUCACGAGUUUUUCAUCAUCAGCCGAAAGAAGCUCUAUGAUGAGCAUGAGCUCAAUUUCACAAUUCCAUUAUCUGAUCCACUGCCUAGUCAAAUCUAUGUGCGUGCUAUCUCUGAUCGAUGGCUCGGCGCGGAGACAGUGACCCCGAUUUCCUUUCAACACUUGAUCCGUCCGGAUACAGAGAGCGUUUACACAGAUCUUCUUAAUCUUCAGCCCUUACCUAUAUCGGCGUUGAAAAACCCUAUUCUUGAGGAAAUUUACGGACAGCGCUUUCAGUAUUUUAACCCCAUGCAGACGCAGAUUUUUCACUUGCUUUACCAUACUCCGGCAAAUGUUCUGCUUGGGUCUCCAACAGGAAGUGGAAAGACUGUGGCUGCAGAAUUGGCAAUGUGGUGGGCAUUCAGAGAAAAGCCAGGAUCUAAGGUGGUGUAUAUUGCCCCCAUGAAGGCCCUCGUUCGCGAACGGGUUGACGACUGGAGGAAACGUCUCACUGCGCUAAUGGGAUUAAAACUGGUUGAAUUGACUGGUGACAAUACCCCUGAUACACGAACGAUUAGAGAUGCCGAUAUUAUUAUUACGACGCCUGAGAAGUGGGACGGUAUUUCCCGAAGCUGGCAGACAAGAGAUUACGUGCGGAAAGUGAGCCUAGUGAUCAUUGAUGAAAUCCAUCUGUUAGGUGGUGAUCGAGGGCCCAUUCUGGAGAUUAUUGUCUCCCGAAUGAAUUACAUCGCUUCUCAGUCGAAAGGAUCUGUUCGAUUGAUGGGCAUGUCUACUGCCUGUGCCAACGCCACUGACCUGGCAAAUUGGCUUGGAGUCAAAGAAGGGUUGUUUAACUUUCGACACUCUGUCCGACCCGUUCCUCUUGAGAUUUACAUUGAUGGGUUCCCUGAGCAGCGUGGUUUCUCUCCAUUUAUGCAAUCUAUGAAUCGGCCGACUUUCCUUGCCAUCAAGAAUCAUUCCCCAGAUAAGCCUGUCAUUGUCUUUGUCGCUUCUCGAAGACAGACACGGCUGACAGCCAAGGAUCUAAUCAACUAUUGCGGUAUGGAGGACGAUCCGCGUCGAUUCGUCCGCAUGUCUGAAGAGGACCUCCAGUUAAAUCUGGCCCGAGUUAAAGAUGACGCUUUACGAGAGGCACUCAGUUUUGGUAUCGGUCUUCAUCAUGCGGGUUUGGUCGAGUCGGACCGCCAACUUUCGGAAGAACUCUUCGCAAAUAACAAAAUACAGAUUCUCGUGGCGACCAGUACACUUGCUUGGGGUGUCAACCUCCCAGCACACCUUGUAGUGGUUAAGGGGACUCAAUUCUUUGAUGCUAAAAUAGAGGGAUAUAAGGAUAUGGAUCUCACGGAUGUCCUGCAGAUGUUGGGCCGUGCAGGAAGACCGCAAUUCGACUCAUCCGGUAUUGCACGAAUCUUCACCCAAGAGUCGAAGAAAGCAUUUUAUAAACACUUUCUCCAUACUGGUUUUCCAGUCGAAUCUACUCUCCACAAAGUGCUGGACAACCACUUGGGUGCCGAGGUUUCGGCAGGAACCAUUACGACGAAACAGGAUGCCCUUGACUAUUUGACCUGGACAUUUUUCUUCCGUCGACUUCACAAGAACCCGUCUUAUUACGGCCUUGAGAUCUCGGCUGAAGAGCAUAACACAAUAGCCGCGCAGACCAUCGCUCAGGAUUUCAUGAUUGACUUAGUUGACAAGGCAUUAGAUGAACUGUCCCAGUCGUCCUGCGUCGUCUUAGACUCGGCCACCGGCGACAUCGACUCAACGCCUUUCGGUAAAAUCAUGAGUUACUACUAUCUUUCCCAUAAAACGAUCCGAUACCUAAUGACACACGCAAAGCGCAAUCCUACCUUCCAUGACGUGCUAAGCUGGAUGUGUUCUGCCUCCGAAUUCGACGAACUACCCGUGCGACACAACGAAGAUCUCAUCAAUGCUGAGCUAGCCCGCCAUCUUCCCCUUUCUGUUGAAUCGAUGGGCGAUUUGCCUCUCUGGGAUCCUCACGUGAAGGCUUUCCUUCUCUUGCAAGCGUACAUGUCCAGGAUUGAUCUUCCAGUCUCCGAUUACGUCGGUGAUCAAACAUCGGUCUUAGACCAGGGUAUCCGUGUAAUUCAGGCGUCUAUCGACGUCAUGGCCGAAUUGGGCUAUCUACCCGCUUGCUGCAUGUUCAUGACUUUGUUACAGUGUAUCAAAUCAGCACAGUGGCCCGAGGAUGAUCCUCUUUCCAUACUCCCUGGCGUAAGGUUCGAGGAAAAGCAACGCUCUUCCUUGCCGGAUAAUCUUAUAGGGCUAUCAUCGCUACCAGCGGCCUCCCUAUCCACCUUAACAAGGAAGUUACAUCUUCCCGGCCAAUUCCUCAAAGCAGUGUCAUAUCUGCCAAACUUAACCGUCUCCAUCCCAGAUGUCUCUGCAACUGGUUUGCUCGUCUCCUUGACGAGGCGAAAUUCUACCACAGACCCAGAAUAUAGGAUUUACGCCCCGCGUUUUCCCAAGCCUCAAACAGAGGGUUACUUCCUCAUCGUGUCAUCUGCUACUUUGGACGGAACAGAUGGAGAACUCCUGGCUCUGAAACGUGUAUCCUGGCAAUCCCUCACGAAAAAUGGCCGCGGCACAAAUGGCGAUAGCAGUGCCCAAUCUAGUCGCAAGAGCUGGAAUGCUAACAACCAAAAACGUGGUGCUCUGACUAUCCGAUCCUCUAUCAAAUUCCCAGGUAGCUUGUUUGUGGAUGGUAACGGGGCUGUUGCUGGACAGAAGGUCAAUGUUAGAGUCAUAAGCGACUCAUACCUCGGUAUGGAAUGGGUUGUUUCCAGUGUGGAACUUGUUCCUGCGACACAAGUACUGGACGAAUCGUCCAGCUAUCCUGUCAAGGAAUAG
This is a messenger RNA of Monascus purpureus, 6018 nucleotides long. The record is from the annotation of a GenBank genome assembly. NCBI's taxonomy places the organism in Eukaryota, Fungi, Ascomycota, Eurotiomycetes, Eurotiales, Aspergillaceae.